AUGGCAGCAAAAAGAAGCGAAACUAAGAAAUAUGACCAAAAUAAGAAACAAUCAGAUAAGGAUACAAAUAAAAUUCAAGAACCAAUGGAAAUGGCUUCACCACAAACGGAACCAGAAGGACGAGGUGCAUUCCGGAAGCUAUUUAUGAAAUUAGGCGAAAAAGUUGGUACUAUUAAGACUUCUGAGCUUAAUCCGGAUUAUUUGAAUCAAGUGAAAGAUGCAGACACUUAUAAGGAAAUGUUAUGCAAAUUAGCAGAAAGCAUUAUGCAUGUGUUGCAACAAAAUCCGAAAUUAGUACCUGAAGCAGAAUCAAAAAUGGAAUUUGAAUGUCCAUUAAAUCAAGAUCCUACGGAAUUAUUAAGCGUUUCAUUAGAAGCAAUGAGAGAAAAUUUUUCAGCUCAUAUUCCAGCACUUGAGGCAUGCAUUCGUGCAUGCAUAAAAUUAGCCGAGUUACGUCGAUCUUACUGCAAACGAGGACGUCGAGCUAUUCAUUUUAUUCGAACAUUUAUUAAUGUUGAUUAUGUGUUAUUAAAUAAUCAGCGUCAAGAACUCAUCAAACGUCGACAAGAAAUGGAUUUUGCAAAACAUGAAUAUGCGAAUAAUCCAACGGAACAAAAAAAAGAAAGUUGCAAUAAAGCAAUUGCAAAAUUUAAGGAACAAUCAGAUGAGGUUUUUGAAGCUUUAGGUACAAUUCAAUCUAAAAAAGAAAAGCAUCGCAUAGAGCUUAUCAAAAUAUUGGAUGAAAUGCGGAAAUAUCAUAACAGUGCUGCUGAAGAAUGUUUUCUUGUAUGCAAAUCAAAAUGGUAA
This is a messenger RNA of Brugia malayi, 807 nucleotides long. RefSeq lists its product as uncharacterized. Lineage: Eukaryota; Metazoa; Nematoda; Chromadorea; Rhabditida; Onchocercidae. Gene Ontology annotation, cellular component: cytoplasm. The record is from RefSeq and is a predicted model, not a curated record. Gene Ontology annotation, molecular function: protein binding. The transcript is spliced from 6 exons. The coding region runs from base 1 to 807 and encodes 268 amino acids.